AUGCAACCCAAGCAGAAGAAACUUGGUACUGAGUGGCCACUCCCUGAGGAACUCAUGACGGAGAUCUUGUUACGUCUCCCAGUGAAAUCCCUGUUGCGGUUUAAGUUGGUGUGUAAACCAUUGAACUCUCUCAUCUCUGACACCCACUUCGUGAAACUGCACCUUCGUCGAUGCUCCGCUUCAAACGCCAACCCGCUUGUAAUAUUCUUCCCUCCAUGUGACUUUGAUGACGACAUCUCAUCGUUGCGUAUCAAAUCGUUUCUCAAACCCCCUCCUUCAACCAUCACCAACGAAUUGCACCGCUUACGCUCCAGUUGGAAUGAUCCGUACUUGCCAAUAGGUUCCUGUAAUGGGUUGGUUUGUUUGAUUGGAACUCAUUAUUCCAAUCAUGAUCAACACUUUUUUUGGGUUUGUUUCUGGAAUCCCACCACGAGAUCAACAUCUCAAAAGUCGUUCACAUUACCAAUCAUGUCGGAACAUGUUAACAUGUCUGGACAAGUUCACUCCUAUCUCUAUGUCAAUUGUGGGUUUGGCUAUGAUUAUAUGAGCAACGCUUACAAGGUGUUAUUCAUAGAGAAAAACCAGGAUGUGCUUGUUUUUAACAUGGGUGACAAUAAUUGGAGACACGUUGGAUGUUUCCCAUCCGAUCUUACCACUCUAGUGGGCAGGGACAGAAUUGGGGUUCACUUCAACGGGACUCUUAACUGGUUAGUCAUUCGCAAAAUUUAUGAGAAUGAUUUUCAUUGUGAAAUUAAUAAGUACAAUAUUAAGUGGGACAAUGGUUCAUGCAUGAUUCUUUCGUUCGAUUUUGAUAAGGAGGAGUUUGUGAGGUUGAUGCUGCCUGCUAUGCCCCAUAAGUUUAGUGAUCCACAUCUUGGGGUUUUGUGUGAACACCUUUGUGUUUCUCAUAAGGACGAGCGAAACAAUUUUGUGAUCUGGCAGAUGAAGGAGUUUGGAGUUGAUGUGUCUUGGACUAAAUUGCUCAGCAUUAAUCAUGAUAAAGAUCUUCUACCUCAUAACUUGCCGCUUCCCUUUGGCUUUCCUCUGUACAUGUUUGAUAAUGGUGAUGUCCUCAUGCUGCCAGAAAUGUUCCUCUAUAACCACAGAGAUAAUAGAGUGGAUCCUCUUGAAAUUCCUACCAACAUAUUUGCAUCAAGUGCCGUGAUUUGCAGUGAAAGCAUGAUUUCACCUCAUUGA
Messenger RNA from Lotus japonicus, 1197 nucleotides. Its product is annotated as F-box/kelch-repeat protein At3g23880-like. Lineage: Eukaryota; Viridiplantae; Streptophyta; Magnoliopsida; Fabales; Fabaceae. The coding region runs from base 1 to 1197 and encodes 398 amino acids. The record is from RefSeq and is a predicted model, not a curated record. Gene Ontology annotation, molecular function: protein binding. The transcript has a single exon.